UUCGGUCUUUAGGGCUGAGCAGGAAGUGCCUGACUGUGGACCCUGGUCGACAGAAAAAAAAACACAUCAGAGGGUGGAAAAAAGGCAAAAACAAAAUAAAAUGGAUAUGGUGGCAGACUUGGGGGCGAAUAGGCUUUAUCGGGCGCCGGGUGAAUCGAGUCACCAGCAACCUCAGAGGUGGUUUAACACGGCUGACAUCACUGUGUCUCAUCAGAGCAGCCUACUGAAGCAGCUCAACCAGCAGCGCCGCCAGGAGCUUUUUUGUGACUGCAGUGUGCUGGUGGAGGGCCAGCUCUUCAGGGCCCACCGCAAUGUCUUGUUUGCUAGCAGCGGCUACUUUCGCAUGCUGCUGUCGCAGGGACCGGACGGGCUGCCUGACACUGUCAACGCCACCUUCGACGUCUUCAGCCCUGAGACUUUCACUGUCAUCCUGGAUUUCAUCUAUUCUGGUCAGUUGGACCUCUCCAGUCACAAUGUGAUAGAGGUCAUGUCUGCAGCAAGCUACUUGCAAAUGAACAAUGUCAUCAACUACUGCAAGAAUUUUAUUAAAUCCUCCUUGGACAUCAGUGUAAAAGAGGAAGACAGUGACCGCUGCCUCAGUUUGUCUGAGACCUGUAGCUUUACCAGUGGAGCUGGAGAAGAGUCCACAGAACAGCAGCAGCAGCAAGGCCCCUGUUCUGUCAGCCCACCACCUGCACUCUGGACUCGUGACAGCUCCAGAUCUCAGUCUAGCUUUAUGGGAAAAGACCCAGACCAGGAUGCACCUGCAUCAGCCAUGAAGACAAAUCCUAGCAGCCCUGCUAAUGAGCUCAGUGCAGAGGCAGAUGACCUGCAGGACCCUCAGGAUCCUCUGUACACUUUACCUGGAUCAGAGCGUCGUCGUGGAAGAGGAGCAACCAAAAGAAGAGCACCCAACAGCACUCGUUCCAGCCAGCAUGAAGACCUCGACAUUAUGGAGGCAAGAACACAAAAGGCUGAAAAAGCAGAAGAGCUUUAUGCCACUCUACCACCGAUUGUGGGUGUUAUUGGACACUUUAAUAAAGAUUCAAACCCAGUUAUGCGUUUCAAAUGCCCCUUUUGUACACAUACGGUAAAGAGGAAGGCAGACCUGAAGCGUCACCUACGCUGUCACACCGGGGAGAGACCAUAUCCAUGUCAGGCCUGCAAUAAGCGCUUUACUCGCCUGGAGCAUCUCCGCAGCCACUUUGAGACAAUCCAUCAAGCCAGGAAGCUGGUGUGCAGGAAGUGUAAGUGUCAGGUGACAGAAGAGACUGGGCAUGUGGUGUGUGAGGGCACACGACGCUAUCGCAUGUGCACCGCAUGUAUCCAGGAAGUGGGCUGUGAUGACAUCCCUGUAGACAGUCUAGAGGGGCCCAAUGAGGAGCCAGCCCUGUUACUAGGCAUGGAUGGGGAGGAGGAAGGGGACACCAAGAGGAGCUGGAUGGUGAACGAUGAGGAUGAUCUAGCUGAAGACUCGGGGACAGACCUCAUCAUCCAGCAAGUGGACGACAGUGAUGACGAGCUGCAGUGACAUGGGACCAAUAUGCGUGGAGAUAGCCUGACUUUAUGUGUACAUGUUUAAGCCAUUUAUGCAUACAAUAUGGGAGUCAGUAAUGUGAAUACAUGCAUUUAUGAUGUAUUGGUAGUUCAUUAGUUAAAUGCAACUGCUUGAUCUUUCAUUUCAAUAAGGGUGUGGUGAAAAUGGAAACCUUUUUGUUGGUAUUCUUAAAGAUAUGCAGUAUCCAAAGCAUGCCUAUUCAUUGUUUCCUUUGAUUCUGUUGUAGAUAUAAGAUAGCCCCUUUAAUCAUUUUUUUCCUUUUGUCUGCAUGAAAAAAACAAAACUUUUGUAGCUUCUUCUGGGGAUGUUCCUGGAGUAUCUGAGCUAAGCAAAGUGAAACAAAAAAGGACUUUUUUUCUUUUUCUCUUUUUUUUCUGUGUCUCAGUUGCAGCGCUUUAUUACUUGGUCAUGAUAUGCACUAUGAUAUGGAUAUAAUUUAUUUAUUUUGUUUUGUUUAGUUUUUUUUUUACUUUUUGACACAUUAAAGAUAUUUUUAUA
Molecule: messenger RNA, 2056 nt
Organism: Melanotaenia boesemani (Boeseman's rainbowfish)
Lineage: Eukaryota; Metazoa; Chordata; Actinopteri; Atheriniformes; Melanotaeniidae
Gene: zbtb8a
Product: zinc finger and BTB domain containing 8A
Exons: 4
Coding region: 101-1531 (476 amino acids)
Biological process (GO): regulation of transcription by RNA polymerase II
Molecular function (GO): RNA polymerase II cis-regulatory region sequence-specific DNA binding; protein binding; DNA-binding transcription factor activity, RNA polymerase II-specific
Source: RefSeq, a predicted model, not a curated record